Messenger RNA from Selaginella moellendorffii, 2064 nucleotides. RefSeq lists its product as uncharacterized. Gene Ontology annotation, molecular function: FAD binding; oxidoreductase activity. Bases 187 to 1971 code for a protein of 594 amino acids. NCBI's taxonomy places the organism in Eukaryota, Viridiplantae, Streptophyta, Lycopodiopsida, Selaginellales, Selaginellaceae. The transcript has a single exon. The record is from RefSeq and is a predicted model, not a curated record.
UGCUUCCUUGUGUCCAAAUGGUGGACUCCCAAGCUUGGAGCUUCGGUAAAGACAAAAGAGAUCCCGAGACAAACCACGUCAAGUCAAGGGUGGGCGAUUUUAGGAAAUCGAGACGGACAGUGAUCGCAAUCUAGCUUGGCCAGCAAUGGCAAUAGCAAACGACAGUGAUAUCUAGCUGGGCCAGAAAUGGCAAUAGCACGAAGAUCUCCACUGCUGCUAGCUUUGCUCUUGGCGAUUUCCAGCUCCUCGCUUCUUCACGGCCAUCACAUCUCUAGCUGCCGUUGCCUCCACGGCGAUCCAAAUUGCUGGCCCCAGGAUCGCGACUGGAAGAUCUUCAAUGCCUCAAUCCAAGGCCGGCUCAUCGCGGUCAAGCCCCCGGCAUGGCCUUGCCACGAUCCCCACUACGACCAUCAUCUCUGCGAGCUCGCCACCGAGAAUUGGAGCGAUCCCGCCUGGAGAUCCGACCAGCCGGGAGCGAUGAUGGCCGAUAACUGGGAGAUGGACGACGCCCGCAACGAGAGCUGCUCCGUCCGCGACCCGAGGAGCUCGCGUUGCGAGCAAGGGUCAGUGCCGGUCUAUGCGGUCAAUGUUAGUCAAGUCUUCCAGGUGGAGCUUGCGGUGGCUUUCGCUAGCAAGCACAACCUUCUCCUUGUGGUAAAGAACACUGGUCACGACUACCUUGGAAGAAGCACUGCGAGGGGAUCGCUCAGCAUUUGGAUGCAUCACUUGCGGGAGCUGCGCUUUCACGGUGAUCUUGGCUGUGAUCAAGCAGAGCAUUGCGACGAUCGAGGGCUGGAUCCAGCGGCGUAUGUGACGAUUGGAGCUGGAGUGACUUGGAACCAGCUCUACGAGGCCGCGCUGGAGCACAGGCACGAUAUUGUGGGAGCUUCGUGCCCGUGGGUUGGAGCUGCCGGUGGAUUCGCACAAGGUGGCGGGCACAGCUUGCUCUCUCCAGUCUUUGGCCUCGCGGCGGACAAUGUUGUGGAGCUCCAAGUUGUGACGGCUGAUGGGAAGCGAAAGGUGGCGAGCGAGUGGCAAAACGAGGAUCUCUUCUGGGCGCUCAGAGGUGGCGGCGGAGGUACGUUUGGAGUCGUGGUUUCACUCACUUACAGAACGUAUCCGGCUCUCGAGAACGCAAUCUUUGCGAGCGUGAAUGUGACUGCCAAAGAUCGCCCCAGUUUUGAGACGCUUCUCGAGGAGUUUGCACGGAUGAAUCCGGAGCUUUGGUCUGAUGGCUGGUCUGGUUUCUUCAAUGUCGGCAACUUUUCACUCUCCUUGAGAUACGUGCUUCCAAACAAGACCCUGGCAUUCGCUUGCUCCAGCUUGAAUUUUCUCCUCGGCCUCCAGCACAACCGGAUUCAAACCCACUAUUCUCUCAAAUCCUACGCAUCCUUCUAUGAGCUCAUUCAGCAAGCACUGUGCGGAAGCGAUCCAAGCUGUCCCAACGUUGGCGGGCCGGCAGGGAAUCCAGUUCUUCCAGCUUCACGUCUUAUCCCAACUCAAGCUCUAAACUCUUUCCCAACCAAAGUCUCUAGAGCACUCGCGAAGAUAGCUCUCGACUUCCAAGUUCCAAUCGUGGGUGCCCUCGUCGCUGGUGGCCAAGUCUCUGUGCCUCGCGACAGCGCCGUGAAUCCCGCCUGGAGAGAUUCGCUGUGGCUCGUCAUUGUUUCGGUGAGCGCCCCAAGAUCACAGAGAAAAGAGGCAGCGACGCUGGUCUCGAGGGCCAACAAGGUGUUGAUCGAUAUCACACCCGGAUCUGGGAGCUACAUGAACGAGGCCGACUACAACGAGCCACACUUCCAGAGAUCGUUCUUUGGAAGUCACUACAAGCGGCUCUACGAGAUCAAGCAGCGCGUGGAUCCGGGAGGGCUCUUUGUGUGCCAUCACUGCGUAGGGAGCGAGGACUGGACCCAGGAUCUUAGAUGCAAAACUCAGUCAAACAAGUCAAUCAAUGUCAACAAGAUUGACUAAAAGUGACGUAAUGCAACCAUGAUGCGCAGCUGGUGUAGUGGUAUCAUAGUACCCUCCCACGGUACUGACCGGGGUUCGAUUCCCCGGCUGCGC